Loa loa (African eye worm) is the source of this 1226-nucleotide messenger RNA. RefSeq lists its product as hypothetical. The coding region runs from base 1 to 1134 and encodes 377 amino acids. Gene Ontology annotation, cellular component: mitochondrial inner membrane. Gene Ontology annotation, molecular function: membrane insertase activity. The transcript is spliced from 6 exons. NCBI's taxonomy places the organism in Eukaryota, Metazoa, Nematoda, Chromadorea, Rhabditida, Onchocercidae. The record is from RefSeq and is a predicted model, not a curated record. Gene Ontology annotation, biological process: protein insertion into mitochondrial inner membrane from matrix; mitochondrial respiratory chain complex IV assembly.
AUGGCAAUGAUCUGCGAAAGUGUACCUCCGAUUGGUUUUCGAAAUUGUUGGGUUACAGGAAGGGGGGAGCAUACUUCAAAAUUGGUGAGUGGUGUUUGUGAUUUCAGAAUGCUGCCAAGGAAUCUACAGAUGAUGCUACAGCUUAGACAGCAUAUUUUGACGGAAUUAACAUCUUUGCCUUCAGUGAGGACGUUGUCAAGGCAAAGUCUUGUAGCUCCUGACCGUUGCCAAUUAAUUUCACAAAUUAGACAUAUAUCUUUCUUCGGAGGCGAUCCACCAUCUUCAACUGCACCAGUGGCUCCUGAAAUAUUGGCUACACCUGCAAAUACACCAUUGGUUUCUACGGAUUCACCGGAUUUUACGCUUAUCGAACAACUGCAGCUGGGCUUGAUAAAAGAUUUUCAGUUGUUUGAUUUCCUUGGUGGGAAUUCAUUGGUCAAAGAGUAUGAACUUUUUUCAUGGUGGAGUCCAGCGUCAUGGUUUCGACUAGCACUAGAAUAUAUGCAUUUUAAUAUUGAUCUACCGUGGUGGCUGACUGUUAUAUGUGCUACAAUAAGUUUACGGUUACUGAUGAUAUUUGUACCGAUUGCUUCUCAUCGACUUAUGGGACGAGUACAAUUACACAAAAAAGAAAUUGAUGAAUUCAAAGAAAAGAUGGAAAGUGCUCAAAGAAGUGGGAAUUUCUUGCAAACAAUGGAAGCUCAGAAAGAACUGAAAGAUUUCUUGAAAACGAAAGAUAUCAAGCUGUAUCGACAGUUUAUGUUUAUGAGUCUUAAUGGCGCUAUCUUUAUGACACAGUUUAUUGCGGUCAAAAAAUUAGCUGAUGUUUCUUUUCCUGGCAUGAGCACUGGCGGUUUGUACUGGUUCAAAGACUUGACCAUGCCUGAUCCUUAUUAUUUGCUUCCAUUAGUUUCUGCUAUUACUGUUGCCGCGGUGUUCAAAAUCGGAGCCGAAACUGGUGGGACAAAUCAAAGUAUCAGUCCGCAGAUACAGAAAAUGCUGACGAGGAUCGGACCAAUUAUGGUUUUCGCAUGUAGUACCAAAGUUUCAUCGAUGAGUUUUCUCUGUUUUCAAAAAUAUGUUCCAAAUAGUAUUUAUUUAAAAUUUUUAAUGCAUAAAAGAUUCCGAAAUUAAAUGUAAGUAAUGCAAGGGAAGAAUGAGUUAUGAUGGGUUUUCCUGUUUUUUAUCAAUUAAGGGCCAUUAAAGUUCAAGCUUUAUUUUUGUAA